CACAACUCUCCUUAGUACCAAGAAUUAUUUCCUACUGCUCAUAUAAACUGUGAAUGUGACUCCGUGGAGACUUGCCACUAUAUGGUUAAUUUUAAAUGACGGCGUGGAAAAGUUUGUCGGUCCGCUCUCCAAACUGCUUCGAACUAGCUAAGUUAGCUAUUCCGGGCCUCCUGUCAGUGCCAGCUCCGUGCACCAGCCACAAGACUAAGAAAUAACACGGUUGUACUCGGAGGCAGCACCGAUACCUGUACUGACGGCUCCAGCUGAUCUGAGUGAGAGUAAUUCGGACAGGCGUGGACUUCAAACCGUGAAACCUCGUGCACCAACAGGAGUGAGAACAGAUCAGAUGGCAGCUAGCAGCUCCAGUUUCAUGUAGAACCUGUCUGGAUGGAGGAGACCCUAAAAACGGCGUUAUGGCCAUGGAGAGCAGUGGCUGGAAUACCUGCGACUACAGCCACAAUGUCACUUUCUUCUACAACUGGGUGGGCAAGAAGGUCAGUGUAGGGUGGACACCGCGGGACUUUGUGGUGAUCGGACUUGGCUUGACCGUAUGUCUCAUCGUGGUCCUGGCCAAUCUGAUGGUGAUGGUGGCCAUCUUCAUGAACCACCGCUUCCACUUCCCCAUCUACUAUCUCCUGGGCAACAUGGCUGCAGCAGACCUGUUUGCAGGUAUCGCCUACACCAACCUGAUGUUGAACACGGGCCCCUGGACCAGGAUGCUCACAAAGGAGCAGUGGUACAUCCGCGGGGCUUUAAUUGACAUCAGCCUGACGGCCUCUGUGGCCAACCUGCUGGCUGUCGCCGUGGAGCGCCACCAGACCAUCAUCACCAUGCAGCUGCACAGCAAGAUGACCAAGCGGCGUGUGGUGCUGCUGAUCGUCUGUAUCUGGGUCGUGGGCAUCAUCAUGGGUACAGUUCCCUCGACGAUCUGGAACUGCGAGUGUGAUCUGGAUGACUGCUCCACUGUCGCUCCCCUGUACAGCCGCCGCUUCCUCAUCUUCUGGGCGGUUCUCAACCUACUCACUUUCUGUAUCAUGGUGGCCAUGUACACCCGUAUCUUCAUAUAUGUGAGAUACAAGAGCCAGUACGCGUCUCAGCACACCUCAGAGACGUGCCACAACCAGACUGUUGUCAACCUCAUGAAAACUAUCUCCAUGGUUCUCGGCGCAUUUGUAAUCUGCUGGACGCCUGGCCUCAUCACUCUCUUACUGGACGGGCUGUUGGGCAAAGACAGCCACGCCAACAACUAUGAGAAGUUCUGUUUGGUGAUGGCAGAGUGCAACUCUCUGGUCAAUCCCAUCAUCUAUUCCCUGCGAGACAAAGAGAUGCGGAGGACGUUCAAGUGGAUCCUGUGCUGCAUUUGUCAGAGGAGUGCAGACCAGCAGAGGGAACUGUCACUUGUGGAGAUCGCCUCACCACUGCCAGAGCUCCAAAGUGAAAUUCUUGGCUGUAUCCAGAAGUCAGAAGAUCAGGCCCUGUGUCUGGAAACAAAGACAGUUGGACAAUGCGAGGGGGAAACUGGAAAGGCAGGGAAGAAGCGUAGUCGACACUUCCUACCUCCUGCUGCAGCCAUGAAGAUGAACACAGUCCUGAAUGGUGUGUUUUACUUUAAGAAACACCCAGACGGCUCCGUUGACAAGUUAAAAGCAGUAUGCACCUUGUGUGAAAUGGAAUUAAAAUAUCACCGAAGCACUUCGAGCUUAAGCUAACGUUACCAUCAACAUGCUAAGCAUACAGCUAGUACAGCUAAUCAUGUUGAUGCUAGCGGACUGAGGCAAAGCACUAUUUUGGAGAGUGCAAGUCAUGUACAUUGUUGUCGCAGGGGACAAUUGUUGAAACUGAGAAAGCAGCCAAACUGAAACUCCUACUUAAAGCAAAUGCUGUAUCAUUGGUUUCAACUGAACUCAAAAAUAAUGUAGCAAUGGAGUGGUGUGUAUUUUGUUUGUUGUGCACUUGUGUGUACAUUUGUGCAUGCACCUUUGCUGUAGAAUUUUUGAAAGCGAGCUUAAGGAAGACUUUAUUUCUGAAGACAUUGAUUGUUUUACCUCAGUCUUGUUGCACAUCUUUUGAUUUGAAAUAAUCAAAUAAAUCUAAAAGUCAAGUUCAUAAACUAACUUUCUUUGCAUUAAUUUGAUUUCCAAUCAAGAUACACUGGUAAGAAUUGUUAUUAUUAAUACAGACUUAAAACAGUUGAGAUAAAAUAAUAAUAGAAUUUUAAUCAUGUAAUACAACAUACGAUUAAUCGUGAUUAACUAUUGAAAUUCAGCAAUUAAUCACAAUUAAGAAAAAAAUUAUCGUGUGACAGUCCUACUUAAAACACAAAACAACACAAAGUGCUACACUGUUGUGGGUGUGUUGCUACAGUUUACAGAAUAGAUAAAUAAUAUAUAUAUAUAAUAAUAUGAACCACUUGUAAGGCUUAGUAAUUUCCAACACACUGCAUGUGGUUUACACUCCUUUGAGCUAGAAUUUUACAAAUCUGGACAGUCAACACAACAGUGUUCAGUGUUCAUCACAGUCAAAUUAAUUUUGACAAAAUGUAAAAUAUAUAGCAAUAAAUCCACAGAAAAAGAAAAAGUUUAUUCUGAAUAUAUUUGAAUUUUAUUAAUUGUAAAAAAAAAAAAAUUGUAUUCAUUGAUAAGCUAUCAUAACUAAACAGGAAAAGCAUUUAUCUUAAAUGUAACCAGAAACAGCACUGACAAAACAUAAACCAGGGAGCGAGUUCAUUGAGUUUGCUCAAUCUCACCCUCACCAUUCAUCCAUCUUGUCAAAACAUUAAUAGGAUGUGAUGAUGGGUUGUCAGCUAGCCGCUUUGCCAACAUACUAGCUAAGUGCUGCUGGCUCUACUGGCGGGCAUCGACUGUGGGAUUUUGGGGCUUGUAGGUGGUUAGAUAAAUAAGACACUUGAAUCCAACAUCAUAGUCAAAUUAAAGAAACACUACCAGACUGAUCUUCAUUUUCAACCAAACAGUGAAGUUAUUAUUUGGAGGCAAUGUAAAAUUAAGCUCAGAGGCUGGUCAGAAAAUGCACAGAUAGAAGGGAGUGAGCCUGUGGCAGAGGCAGACAGCAAAUAACCAGUGCCCCAGGCACAUUGUUAGGACACUGGCACAACUGGGCACCUAACAGCAAUCAACUGGCCUAAGUUAACAUCACAUUGGCUACAGGCCACCAGGGUGUCCUUGUUGUAAAAACCUCACUGUUGUUGAUAAGAGAUACAGAUUGCAUAUCUAUGACUAGUGGUGUAUAGACACUAGUGGUGUAAUGAUGAGGUAACAUUUCAGCCAUUUCAGUCUUAGAUAGAUAGGAUACUAGCCAGUUUGUCACUAUUUCUACACAGCCAACAAGCGGCAUUAUCCCACAGAGUUGUUUAUCAGACAGCUUAUCAAGAUGAGUGGCAAGUGUUAGGGUGUGAACUUGUCCAAGGGGGGGAGCCCUGCAAUAUAAUUUGCCAUCUCCAAGCUAAAAAAAAACCCAUAUAGCUUUAAUUCAACUUGAAAAACUGUUUUUAUUUAAUUUAAAACCUGUCCAAAAAUAAACAACUAGGAAUGUUCAUGUUUGACUUGAGCAGGGUGACAGAACAGAGUGAGUGACAGAUUCACUGUUGUCAUGUGUAAAGCACAAGGAAUGCAUGAAAGUAAGACGAAACGCCUCAAACAUACCCAAACUAAAUGAAGAACUUCUGAGAGUAACUGCAGUGGCUUGUGAGAGAUUUUGGCAUAAGCUGUCCCAUUGCACCAAGAGCUAUUUUUACAGCAAAUACCCAUGAGAGCGAGGGAGAACAGAACCGAGUUGAAGCAAAGCCACUGGCUUUCAACUUUGAUCAUUUCCCAUGUCCCUCCAAGUGCUUUAAUUUCUCUUUUACAGUGUAUAUUUAAUAUAGUAUUAACAAGAAUCAAAUUUCACGCAGAUGGAGGUCAUGUUUAAUGUGAGAGCUCAGGACAACGCAGGCACUGUUGUAAAAUGGGAGGUGUUUUGGGGUGGUGGAGGUUGGAGAGGGGGGUACUGGCAUUAGCGCAGAACAUUUUCUUUACAAUGAAAACAAUCUAACCAACUGCAGCACUCAGAGGAAUUCACCUCCCAUCCCCCACACCCCACCACCCCUACUCCACCACCAUUACAUUACCAUAUCAAAGCCCCGAGUUCAGAGCAAGUCUUCUCUUUCAAGAAUGGGAGCGAGGCAAAGGGAGGGAGGGAGGGGGUGAGGACAAGACCGAGGCAGUAGAGUAGACCCAAGACCGAGUUUGCUUUUAUCCCUGUUCAGUGUGUGCAUAUGUGUGCAAGAGAUACACAGUCUGUGUAUGUGUGAGUGUGUGUGCCAACACAAGUGAAUGUUUGUUAGAGAAAAAAAAAAAAAAAAA
Micropterus salmoides (largemouth bass) is the source of this 4358-nucleotide messenger RNA. It is a transcript of the gene lpar2a, whose product is annotated as lysophosphatidic acid receptor 2a. The transcript is spliced from 7 exons. Gene Ontology annotation, molecular function: lysophosphatidic acid receptor activity. NCBI's taxonomy places the organism in Eukaryota, Metazoa, Chordata, Actinopteri, Centrarchiformes, Centrarchidae. Gene Ontology annotation, cellular component: membrane. The coding region runs from base 414 to 1709 and encodes 431 amino acids. Gene Ontology annotation, biological process: G protein-coupled receptor signaling pathway. The record is from RefSeq and is a predicted model, not a curated record.